AACACGGGCAUCCAAACUACGCCUAGUCAACCCAGCAUAGCCAAUUCCGUCAUAACAGCUUUCAUUCCAAGCUUCAUACGAUAUCCAACAUGGCCUACGUUAAUUAUCGCACCAUUGACGUCGAUCGUUUGGACCCCGAUUCCUCGAUCAACUUCGAUACCUCAACUCUUCUUCCGCCUUUGGUACCAGUCUCUGCUGCCGAUGUGCAGAGCUUAGCUGGACAGAUCAGACAGCUUCUUCGAGGUGGAGAUGCAGAGGGCGCUCUGAUCGGCGCGCUUCAGAAUGCGCCAUACGGUGGCGAUGACAAAGCAAAGGAAGUCCAUCUUGCUACCGUUAUCGAGAUUCUCCAGUCAAUAAAGCAAGCAGAGAUGUCCCCCAUAUUGACCCGCAUAUAUCAAUCCGAAGGCGGAAGUGAGACUCUGGAUAUUUUGAUGAAAUACCUGUAUAAGGGAAUGUCAUUAACGCAACCCUCGAGCGUUGCCGGCAAGCCAAUUUCACCACAACCCACAGGGUUCUCGCAGAUCACCUCUCGGGGUGGCGGAGAAGGCUCUGGCCAGGCCAUGAGCGUUUUAUUGAGCUGGCACGAAAAGUUGGUCGAGAUUGCGGGCCCUGGUAGUAUCGUUCGUGUUAUGACAGAUCGGAGAACAGUAUGAAUUUGUAAUGAUUUGCGCUCUUCAAAGAAUCUCACAGAAUGAUCUCUGCGCUCGGGCGAGGUGAUACAGAGCCACCUUUUUCGCCAUCGUCGUGGAAAGGAAAAGGAUAUUUAACUAUGUCGGGCACCCAAACAAAGAAUUUUGGCGCGUAUAUUU
This is a messenger RNA of Xylona heveae TC161, 809 nucleotides long. RefSeq names its product Arp2/3 complex 16 kDa subunit ARPC5. Gene Ontology annotation, biological process: regulation of actin filament polymerization; Arp2/3 complex-mediated actin nucleation. The transcript has 4 exons. The coding region runs from base 90 to 653 and encodes 187 amino acids. Gene Ontology annotation, cellular component: actin cytoskeleton; Arp2/3 protein complex; cytoplasm. Lineage: Eukaryota; Fungi; Ascomycota; Xylonomycetes; Xylonales; Xylonaceae. The record is from RefSeq and is a predicted model, not a curated record. Gene Ontology annotation, molecular function: actin filament binding.